AUGCAGAGUGAAAAAUUAGAACAAAUUGAAGCAGAAGAUUCAUCAAGUAGUUCAUUAGGAGCAGCUUACUUACGUGAUAAAUUUGAAGCUUCUGAAGAUGAAAUUUCUUCUGAGAAUUGAAGUGAAAUAUACGAAUUCAAUAGAAAAGAUAAUACGCCUCCAAUUGGAUCAAUAUCCAAAUCUCAUUGAUCAAAUCAAAUUACACCAUUGAAUUUAUUUAGGGCCAUUUUUUCAAAGAAAGAAUUUAUUAUUGAAAUAAUCAAGAAGUGAAUGUUUAUGCAGAAGCUCUUUCAAAAAGUAAAAAAGUAUAUGGUGUCAGUAACUGCUCAAGAACUUGAAAAAUGGAUUGGGAUAUAG
Molecule: messenger RNA, 357 nt
Organism: Blepharisma stoltei
Lineage: Eukaryota; Ciliophora; Heterotrichea; Heterotrichida; Blepharismidae
Source: the annotation of a GenBank genome assembly